This is a messenger RNA of Symphalangus syndactylus (siamang), 1850 nucleotides long. RefSeq names its product C1q and TNF related 3 (gene C1QTNF3). Gene Ontology annotation, molecular function: protein binding. Lineage: Eukaryota; Metazoa; Chordata; Mammalia; Primates; Hylobatidae. The record is from RefSeq and is a predicted model, not a curated record.
GAGGCUCUGAGGCUCUGUUGAGAAUCAUGCUUUGGAGGCAGCUCGUCUAUUGGCAACUGCUGGCUUUGUUUUUCCUCCCUUUUUGCCUGUGUCAAGAUGAAUACAUGGAGGUGAGCGGAAGAACUAAUAAAGUGGUGGCAAGAAUAGUGCAAAGCCACCAGCAGACUGGCCGUAGCGGCUCCAGGAGGGAGAAAGUGAGAGAGCGGAGCCAUCCUAAAACUGGGACUGUGGAUAAUAACACUUCUACAGACCUAAAAUCCCUGAGACCAGAUGAGCUACCGCACCCCGAGGUAGAUGACCUAGCCCAGAUCACCACAUUCUGGGGCCAGUCUCCACAAACUGGAGGACUACCCCCAGACUGCAGUAAGUGUUGUCAUGGAGACUACAGCUUUCGAGGCUACCAAGGCCCCCCUGGGCCACCCGGCCCUCCUGGCAUUCCAGGAAACCAUGGAAACAAUGGCAACAAUGGAGCCACUGGUCAUGAAGGAGCCAAAGGUGAGAAGGGCGACAAAGGUGACCUGGGGCCUCGAGGGGAGCGGGGGCAGCAUGGCCCCAAAGGAGAGAAGGGCUACCCGGGGAUUCCACCAGAACUUCAGAUUGCAUUCAUGGCUUCUCUGGCAACCCACUUCAGCAAUCAGAACAGUGGGAUUAUCUUCAGCAGUGUUGAGACCAACAUUGGAAACUUCUUUGAUGUCAUGACUGGUAGAUUUGGGGCCCCAGUAUCAGGUGUGUAUUUCUUCACCUUCAGCAUGAUGAAGCAUGAGGAUGUUGAGGAAGUGUAUGUGUACCUUAUGCACAAUGGCAAUACAGUCUUCAGCAUGUACAGCUAUGAAAUGAAGGGCAAAUCAGAUACAUCCAGCAAUCAUGCUGUGCUGAAGCUAGCCAAAGGGGAUGAGGUUUGGCUGCGAAUGGGCAAUGGCGCUCUCCAUGGGGACCACCAACGCUUCUCCACCUUUGCAGGAUUCCUGCUCUUUGAAACUAAGUAAAUAUAUGACUAGAAUAGCUCCACUUUGGGGAAGACUUGUAGCUGAGCUGAUUUGUUAAGAUCUGAGGAACAUUAAAGUUGAGGGUUUUACAUUGUUGUAUUCAAAAAAUUAUUGGUUACAAUGUUAUUCACGCUACAGGUACACCAAUAAUGUUGGACAACUCAGGGGCUCAGAAGAAUCAACCACAAAAUAGUCUUCUCAGAUGACCUUGACUAAUAUACUCAGCAUCUUUAUCACUCUUUCCUUGGCACCUAAAAGAUAAUUCUCAUCUGACGCAGGUUGGAAAUAUUUUUUUCUAUCACAGAAGUCAUUUGCAAAGAAUUUUGACUGCUCUGCUUUUAAUUUAAUACCAGUUUUCAGGAACCCCUGAAGUUUUAAGUUCAUUAUUCUAUAUAACAUUUGAGAGAAUCGGAUGCAGUGACAUGACAGGGCUGGGGCAAGAACAGGGGCACUAACUGCCUUAUUAGCUAAUUUAGUGCCCUCCGGGUUCAGCUUAGCCUUUGACCCUUUACUUUUGAUCCACAAAAUAUGUUAAAACUCUGAAUUCACAUACAAUGCUAUUUUAAAGUCAAUAGAUUUUAGCUAUAAAGUGCUUGAGCAGUAAUGUGGUUGUAAUUUUGUGUGUGUUCCCCCACAUCACCCCCAACUUCGGAUGUGGGGUCAGGAGGUUGAGGUUCACUAUUAACAAAUGUCAUAAAUAUUUCAUAGAGGUACAGUGCCAAUAGAUAUUCAAAUGUUGCAUGUUGACCAGAGGGAUUUUAUAACUAAAGAACAUACACUACUGAUAAAUACCUUAGAGAAAAACUUUGACCUGGCUUUAGAUAAAACUGUGGCAAGAAAAAUGUAAUGAGCAAUAUAUGGAAA